CUACGCUGUGAAAAUGCUUUGCUGGCAAUUAUUAAAAAGCUAAAUGAAAAACUACAAGAUAGAUAUUUCCAUGAGAAAGGACACGUACAAUUUUAAAGGUAAUAACAAUAAGAAAUGUUUGAAGAAAUUGGUAGCAAAAUUGCAGCAAAAACUUUGGGGACCAAUCCUUUGUGUUAAUCGUUUUAGCACUAAAUUAAGUUAGUAAAGUUUUCGGAAAAGAUAUUAAAUAAAAUAAUAAUAAUAAAACUAUGUUAAAACUUCAUCCAUUGGAUUUAGCAUCGGAUUUAAUAAAUUAUAAUUUAACAUAUCGCGUAAUAAUUCUAAAAGAAAAAGAAAAGAAAAUCACCUAAACGCGCUUUUUGGUUGUUACUUUAUUAAAAUAGAUAGUUACUUUCGUGAGAUCUUUAAAGUGGUUUCUUCAAGUUGAAGCAGGCUGGGUUUUGUAGGAAACCUGAAACUAUAGAAAUCAUUAGUAAUCUUCUUUCGAUCGUAUAAUAUCCACCUUCCAUAAAAUGGCUGAUGCACUUGUUGCUGUAGUCCUAGACCACUUUGUUUCAAUUGUUGGUAGAUAUGUUGGAAAACGUGUGGAAUUGGUGAUGGGAGUUGAGAAGGAUGCUGAGAAUCUGAAGUGCAAUCUCCAAGCCAUUCACGCAGUGCUUGAGGACGCUGAGAGGAGGCAACUGAGCGAUAGCAAUGUCAGACUCUGGUUAGAAGAGCUCAAAGAUGUAUCCUACGACAUGCUUGACGUUUUGGAUGUGUGGAGCGCGAACGCCCAUGUUCUUAUCAAAUCUGAUAUUCCUACGGAGAACAAGGUAUGCUUCUCCUUCCUCUUCCCUUGUUUUGCUUCUAGUUCUAGGCAAGUCACUCAAGUGGGUCUCCGCUAUGAAAUUGCUGCCAACAUAAAGAAACUAAACGAGAAACUGCAAGAUAUUGCAGUGAGAAAGGGCUUGUACAAUUUCAAAGCAAUAAGAGGUGGGGUAGAUGAAGAACCUGAAAGGCCAAAAACUACUUCUAUCAUUGAUUCAUCUGAGGUACGUGGUCGAGAUGAGGAUAAGGAAAAUCUCGUAAGAAAGUUACUCCACUCCAGCACUAGAAGCCCAGAUGGGAGGAACCUUAACAUCGUCCCUGUGGUAGGUAUGGGAGGGAUUGGGAAAACCACUCUUGCCCAACUAGCCUACAAUCACUUUAUGGUCAAAUCCCAUUUUGAUGUGAGAAUCUGGGUUUGCGUUUCAGAUCCUUUUGAUGUGGUCAAGGUUGCCAGGGCAAUUAUUGAACAACUCACUGGCCAGGCCUCAACUUUAGUUGAGCUGGAAUCUUUGUUGCAACUUAUACUUAAAUCAAUUGAAGACAAGAAAUUUCUUCUUGUCCUAGAUGAUGUGUGGACUGAUGACUAUCAGAAAUGGGAACAACUAAAACAAACUCUUAAAUAUGGUCAUGUAGACAGCAGAGUUUUGGUGACCACAAGGAAGGAAGAAGUUGCUAUGAUGAUGGGAGAACCCAUAAACAUGAUUCACUUGAAAAAGUUAUCUGAAGAAGAUUGUUGGUUGUUGUUUAGUCAAGUAGCAUUUUUGGGAAGAAAUGAGGAAGAUAGGGAAAACUUGGAACAAAUUGGUAGGACAAUUGCAACCAAGUGCAAAGGCUUGCCUCUUGCAGCAAAAACUUUAGGGAGCUUCAUGCGCUUUAAAAAGACUAAACAACAAUGGGAGGAUGUAUUACACAGCGAAAUAUGGGACCUGGAUGAAGCAAAGAGGAAUCUUUUUUCUCCAUUGCUGUUGAGUUACUACGAUUUGUCUCCUAUAGCAAAGCGUUGUUUUACAUACUGUGCCAUAUUCCCAAAAGACGAGUUGAUUGAUAAAGAUGAUUUGAUCCAACAGUGGAUGUCACAAGGUUAUUUCAUUUUGAAAAAGAAUAUCGAGAUGGAAAUAACGGGUCGAGAAUGUUUUGACAACUUAGCUAUGCGAUCUUUCUUCCAAGAUUUUAUAAAAGAUGAGGACGGGAAUAUUGUCAAAUGUAAGAUGCACGAUAUUGUGCAUGAGUUUGCACAAGUUCUCACAAGGAACGAAUACUCUAUCACAGAAAUAAAGGCUGUUGAAGGAAUACGGGAUAUAACUGGAGGAAAUGCUCGUCAUUUGACCUUGAUGCUUUCCCCCAACGCCCUUAUCCCUGUCUCUAUUUUGACAAGAAAAAAAUUUCAUACCCUCAUGGUUUUUUGUACUUCAAGUAUUGCUACCAUAAGCCCUGAUCACUUUUUCCAUCUGAAAAGUCUUAGGACAUUAAAUUUGAGUCGAUGCUCCAUCCAACAUCUCCCAGAAAGUAUUGGUGAACUUGUCCAUCUGAGAUAUCUGAACUUGUCUCAUAAUCCUGUGGAAGAGUUGCCUAUCACAUUGGGUAAUAUGUGUAAUCUGCAAACCUUAAAACUUGAGUGUUGUUUACGUCUGAAAAAAUUACCCGAAUCUGUGGGGAAACUAAUUUGUUUGAGGCAUAUUUAUAUCUCUGGAAGUCUUCUUCUCGACCAUCUUCCAACGGGCAUUUGCCAAUUGAGUUCUCUCCGUACAAUGGAUGUGUUCAUUGUAGCUGAUUAUAAGCGUUACACCAGGACAGCAUGUCAUUUAGACAAUUUGAGAUACUUGAAACGUCUUCAGCGUAUCUACAUUAAUGGGUUGGGUAAUGCACCUUCAGUUUUAGCUAGGCUGGCAGAAUUUUCGCUUAAGAAAGAUCUUCGCGAGCUGAGUCUAGAUUUCCGGACGGAUGGAGACGCUAACAUGGGCAGGCAAGAGAAUCUACUGAAAAUUAUAAGACCACAUCCAAACCUGGAAACUUUGCGGAUCAUCGAUUACUGUGGUGGUAGCACUGUUUCCCCAAGUUGGAUGAUGUCAUUGACCAAUUUGAGAAGGUUGGUUAUCAAAAAUUGCCACUUUUGCGAGGUAUUGCCUCCUUUAGGGGAACUACCAUCUCUUGAGUUUCUCAAUAUUCUGAAUUUGGACAAGUUGAAAACAAUUGGACCUGAAUUCUUGGAAGUAAAAAUAGAUUACACUGGGAACGCGUUGGAAGCAUCGGCUGUUUUGUUUCCAAAACUAAAAGAAGUCAAGUUUAGAUGCAAGGAGUGGUGGCAAUGGAGUGGCAUCCCAGGGUGGAAGGUGGAUAGUCCUGCAAUCAUAAUGCCUCGUCUCUAUUCCUUGAAAUUUAGUGGGUGCAAGAGCUUGGAAGAACUACCAAACUUUCUUCAGAAAGUACCACUGCAAAAUCUGAUAAUAGAAGAUAGUGUCAAACUCCAGAGAUGCUGUCAAAAGGGGGCAGGAAAGGAAUGGCACAAAAUAUGUCAUAUCCCAAACAUUCAAAUGUUUUAACCUACUUCUGUCUGAAUGAAAAUUUUCCUCUUCAGGUUAAACAAUUCUGUUUUUGUUACCUUCGAGGUUCAUUCUUAUAAUUCUGCAAAAAUUUUCUGAAAGUUGAGGUUCAUUGUUACUGAAACACAUAUUAUGGGAUUGGAUAUCACAGGCAAAUGAGAUUAUUUUCGGAAAGAUUGUGCGCCUCUUGGGUCGUGGCUGUAGCUGACUGGAGAAGAGGUUUUAUGACCGACGGCUUGCAUCUAAGUUGCUUGGAGUGGUGGUGUCAAAAGCAAAUAAGUCCAGCGACUCAUCUUUUUCUUUUCUAUUCUCCUUAGUUGCUUUCGUUUCUUUUGAGACUUUGAGAGUGGGGUCUUUAGUUGGGGCUCUAAUUAUAUGCUUGAAUUGAAACCUUCUUUACUUCAAUUGUACCAAUUAUGAGUUUUUAUUUUAUAUUUAUUUUUAUUUUUAAUUUUUGGACAAAACUAUGAGUGUCAUUAUGUGUUCGUACAAGAAGAAUUUCCAGUUGCAUAAUUUUGCGCUCUAUGGUUACAUUAACGCAUUGUAUAUUUGUAAUUUCCUGUAGAGGCAGAAACAAAUUUCUGCAGAUGGAAGCUUAAGGUUUAGGGAUUUUUUAGUUAUAUUACUAUCAUUUUUUAAAUCCAUAUUGGUAAGGAAAGACCAGCGAAGAAUGCUAGCAGGUAAGUCGGCAAUAAGGAUUCCAAGUUGUGUGUGUAAUUUUCCUUUGCUGACAAUGCCUAUCAAGGUUCAUGUUAUGUGGAUUGCUAUUAUAAUUAUGAUUAGAUUUGUUGGACCUUCAGGGAUUUGCUACUUACGGGAGGACAAUCCAACAAUUGCUUUAUGUAAUUAUACAUCGUAUCAAAGUAGACCUUAUUUUUAUAAAAUCGUGAAUUACAGCAUCAUA
Ziziphus jujuba (common jujube) is the source of this 4251-nucleotide messenger RNA. Its product is annotated as putative disease resistance protein RGA3. The record is from RefSeq and is a predicted model, not a curated record. Gene Ontology annotation, molecular function: ADP binding; protein binding. Gene Ontology annotation, biological process: defense response to other organism. The coding region runs from base 513 to 3347 and encodes 944 amino acids. The transcript is spliced from 2 exons. NCBI's taxonomy places the organism in Eukaryota, Viridiplantae, Streptophyta, Magnoliopsida, Rosales, Rhamnaceae.